Messenger RNA from Closterium sp. Naga37s-1, 1437 nucleotides. The record is from the annotation of a GenBank genome assembly. Lineage: Eukaryota; Viridiplantae; Streptophyta; Zygnematophyceae; Desmidiales; Closteriaceae.
AUGCGCUCUACUCACCCCUGCCUCUUUCCAUUCACGUACAACUUACCCCCUCGUCCCCCCUCUCCCCCGCCCCCCCCCCCCCCCCCCUCCCCCCCUCCCUCCUCUCUCCCACCCCCCCUCUUCACCCCCUGCUCGCCUCGCCCUCCCCCCACGCGCCCAUGCUGCUGCUGCAGGCGCGCGGCGUGCUCUGCAUUUCCGCUCACGCGGGCAGGGAGUGUGGGCUUCCUUUUGACUGCUCACGUGGCGGCCGUGUGGCGUGGGCCCAUGGUGAUGGCGGCUGUGGAGAAGCUUGUAAGGGGGACGGAGUCGGGGCGGCUGGACGUGUUGGUGGUGGACAUGCCGCCCGGCACGGGGGAUGUGUCCCCUGUUCUCCAGCCAUCCAUCCGCAGUCGCUCCGACAACGGCCGCCGUGCUGCUCUCGGCGCUCCUGCUGCUGCUGCUGCAAGCGGGAGAGAAGAUUGGGCAAUAGACAGUGGGGCCUCGGAUGGUGGGAAUAUUGAAGACGCGGCAGCAGUAGACGGCGUGGCGAACGUCCUCUUCCCCCUCCCCUCUCCGACCGACUCCCUUGACCGCGUCCUGAGUGGUAGAGAAGGCCCUGCCUCCACCCGCACCCCGCCCCCUCUCACCCCCCUGCUCACCUGCAUCACUCCUUCCGUGACCUCUCCCCUUGCAACAUGCCACUGUGCCCUGUUUCCUCUCCCCUCCCCUCUUCUCCCUCGCGCCGCUCCUCAGAUCACCCCAGGCGGCGUGGUGUCCUGUGUGUGCCACGGAUUGCCAGCAAUGGAAGGACUUCACAGCUGGCAGGCUGAGCUGGCAUGCCACGUGGCAGGCACCCACUGGAGCAGGCGAGGAGGGGCGGAGGGGAGAGCGAGCAGCAACAGAAACAGCUUUAUUCCGAGAAGCAGCAUGAGGGAUGCGUGUGAUGCCCGCAGAGACAGUGAAGGCAGCAGUGGGAGGGCAGUGUGGUGGGCCGGGCAUGGCAGGAUGGCAGCAAGGGUGCACUACAAGGUGGUCACACAGGACAUUCUGCUCGCCCUCGCUGCUUACACCCGCUCCUCCCGAUCUCAGCUCCUCCUCAUCUCAGCUCCUCCCCAUCUCAGCUCCUCCUCAUCUCAGCUCCUCCCCAUCUCAGCUCCUCCCGAUCUCAGCUCCUCCUCAUCUCAGCUCCUCCCCAUCUCAGCUCCUCCUCAUCUCAGCUCCUCCCCAUCUCAGCUCCUCCUCAUCUCAGCUCCUCCUCAUCUCAGCUCCUCCCCAUCUCAGCUCCUCCUCAUCUGCCCACCAUCACCCUCCCAUUUGCACCGACCCAGCCGAGCAGCACCAUCUUGGUAUGGGAGCAUCAAGGGGAAGAAGAUAGCCAUCUUGAUAUCUCUUCUUCCCCUUCAUGAUCCUUUUAUUCUUUUCCGUUCACAUUCUCAUUCUCCCACUCUCUCCCUGUAA